Messenger RNA from Aspergillus homomorphus CBS 101889, 3269 nucleotides. RefSeq names its product RIC1 family protein. Gene Ontology annotation, molecular function: protein binding. Lineage: Eukaryota; Fungi; Ascomycota; Eurotiomycetes; Eurotiales; Aspergillaceae. The record is from RefSeq and is a predicted model, not a curated record. The coding region runs from base 153 to 3269 and encodes 1038 amino acids. The transcript is spliced from 5 exons. Gene Ontology annotation, biological process: intracellular protein transport; retrograde transport, endosome to Golgi. Gene Ontology annotation, cellular component: cytosol; Ric1-Rgp1 guanyl-nucleotide exchange factor complex; Golgi membrane.
CAGCGAAGUCAGGAAUUCUACUUGAAUGGAUAUGGUCGGCAUUUACGGGAUCUCCCUUGUCUCGAGUCCGACGAUCUAACGACCUAGUUCCAGACGAAGAUGACUCGAUGUGAAAUUGUUCUGCUCCGUGACCCUCGCGCUUGCACCGAGCCAUGUACUGGCCCUAUGGAGUCCCCCGGGUCUAUGCGAUCAAUGGCCCUAGAAUUCCGGUCCUCGCAUCCGACGACGAGGAAUUAUUAAACUACGAUAGCUCUGCGGAACAAGGGGAGUCGUUGAAUGUUAAUAAUGCCCGCGACAGGGCGGCCGUUACGGAGACGGCGUGGGCGGAUGAGCCUAUCACCGGCCUUUGUGUCUCCCGGAGUGGUUAUAUGUUUGCGACGAUGACCAAUUCAUCGAUUGCGCUCUGGCAAACAAGACCCACCGCCGUUGUUGCUGCCGUUGCUCGGUCCGCCUCGUCGCUGGAGAACUAUGGCUCCAAUGUGGCCCUUCUAAUGCACCCCGACUCGAAUAUACUCGUCGUUCAGACACUCAAUGGAUAUCUUCUUACCUAUACAAUCGCUGUCAGCCCUAAUACCCGUGUAUAUCAGCAAUAUUUUGAUCAAUCUACCUCGACCCGCCGCCAGACGCUCGCACGCUUGGCCGCGGAGGAAGAGGCCACUGGGAUACGAGAUGUUAGCGUUCGUUUCCGAAUGGCUAUCAAGAUAGAAUCAGGGAUUGCCAAGGCUCUCGCACUUGAUAUGGAGCUUGUUGUCGCGACUGUCAAGCCUGCAGCCAUCCAAUGCAUUCGUUGGAAUCCGGAUGCGGACGGCUCGCAAACUAAGUCGGAGCUCCUUAGUCGCGUACUGGGCGUGUCGAAGCGCACGUCUAUUACGAAUAUGGUGUACGAUCGAGCUAUCAACUUGCUAAUAUGGGUGACCAACGAAGGCCAGGCCUACGCCGUCCAACGGGCCGCAGAAGAUUCGGACGACGCCAAGAAGCUGUUCAAGGGCCAUUGUUUCCAUGACCCCAAAGAUGAUGGCGAGAAAGCUGUCAAGGUUGUCGUCAAUGCUCGCUUCUCUCUCCUUACCGUGAGCUGCGCCAACGGUGAGAUCUUGGUCUAUACAGCCAAGGACUACCUGGGCAACGUUCCUCUAUCACACAAACUACAGCUCCCGGCCUCGCCAGCUACGACCGGUAGCGUUACAUUCAUGAGCUACUCGCCAGAUGGGUAUUGCCUUUUUGCUGGCUAUGAGCAUGGCUGGACGACUUGGAGCGUUUUUGGAAAGUCGGGGGAGAGCAGCUUUGCGGCAGAUCGUUCACUUGCCGACUCAAACGGCGAGAACUGGGUGACUGGCAUCUCACACGGUUGUUGGAUCGGUGGCGGCUCCGAGAUAAUACUUACAGGCCAGAACGAUCGUCGCUUGUGGAUACUGGAAACAGCACGGAGCGCUUUGACAGGCUGCUACUCUUCUGCGAAUCUGGCUAGAGGCCUACUGCAAACUGGGACCGAGAUUAUCCUCUACCGCGGUCACGAUCUACCAGAUCUCAUGACUAUCUCGGGGAAGGACUCGCUGUGGCAUCACGCACAAUACCCUCCGAGUUACCUUCACUCACAGUGGCCGAUUCGCUCAAGUGUCGUCUCUCAGGACGGGAGAUACGUUGCUAUAGCUGGCAGACGAGGGCUUGCGCACUACAGUGUGAACAGCGGCCGGUGGAAGGUGUUCGAAGACCCUAAAAUAGAGAAUUCCUUUGCGGUACGAGGGGGCAUGUGCUGGUACGGACACAUUCUGAUUGCCGCCAUUGACAACGACGGAUCAUACGAGUUGCGAUUGUACUCGCGAGAGAUGCCCCUUAACAAUCAGUCGAUAUUACAUAUAGAAUACCUCCCCUCGCCGGUGGUCUUUGUCGGAGCAUCGGGCGAGGACUCCUUGCUUGUUUAUACAUACGAUAAUAUCCUUUAUCAUUAUAUCAUCAACUCGGCACACUCUCGAAUAACGCUGGUCCCCGUGGGGCAGAUAGCUUUUCAUGGGAUUGUGCGCGCGCCGACCAGAGUCCGGGCAAUCAGUUGGAUUUUGCCCGAAGACCAGAUGCGGAACGGCGACCCUUCCCAAGAUGUCAAGGUGGCAUCCGUGCUUCUUUUGGUAGAUGGCAAUUUAGUCCUGCUGCAGCCAUCGUUCUCGGAGAGCGGCGAGUUGAAAUACGACAUGCGCGUGGUAUCGCACGACGUCGAAUACUAUAUCUUGAUGCGAGACCAGUUAUCGUUCAACUUUGCGCCAGUUGACGAGUCCCUUCCGGCUAGUCCGUCGGCUGAGAUGGCCUUGAAUAUGUACCGUAGCGACUUCUCGUUGAGGGAUUCGCUGUGGACGUUUUGUGGGAAAGAGCUCCUUGCCUGGGGCGAUGUGCAGGAUGUCCUGCAGCGAGAUGAAGUGUCAAAACCGCUUGAGGUACCCUUGGACUUCUACCCGUUAUCUGUACUCCUGAACAAGGGUAUCGUGUUGGGUGUGGAGGCGGAGAUGACCCAGCGACGCGAUGUCACCUUCUCCGCGCUGAAAUUCGCUAUCCGCACGCAUCUCUUCCUCCCCUACUUCCUCCAGCACAGUCUGACCCAGCGAGACAUGCCUGCCGCGCUGUCGCUGUGUCAGCACUUCUCGCACCUCUCCUACUUCCCGCAUGCGCUCGAGAUUCUCCUGCACCACGUCUUGGAUGACGAGGUCGACAACCAGAGCAAGGACAGCAAGGCCGACGACCCCUCGCAGAGGCACGAGCCGCUGCUUCCGAUCGUGAUAUCAUUUUUACAAGCAUCCUUACCGACGAAGGUGUAUCUGGAUGUAGUUGUGCAAUGCACUCGAAAGACGGAGCUGCGAUCCUGGCGCACCUUGUUUGCAUACCUUCCAUCGCCGAAGGAGCUGUUCGAACAGGCCCUCAAGCUCGGAUCACUCAAAACCGCCGUGGGGUACCUGCUGGUGUUGCAGGCGUUCGAGGACGACGCCGACGACCACGACGCGCCGAUCGAGGACUACGUGGUGCGGCUGAUGUACCUGGCAUCGAAGCGGAACGACUGGGACCUGUGCGCCGAGCUGGCGCGGUUCCUGAUCGCUCUGGACGGGACAGGGGAGAUGCUGCAGCGGGCGGUGACGCGCGCGGGGCUGCGGGAUGGGGGGUGGACAGGGACGGGGAUGAACGGGUCCAGCACGAGCGUGAAGGGGCUGGGACUGGCGAUGCGGACGCCAUCGUGGUCAUCGUUGUCACCGACGUCACCGCUAUCGCCGCGUCCUGCAGAAUUGGAAUAG